Molecule: messenger RNA, 2091 nt
Organism: Ziziphus jujuba (common jujube)
Lineage: Eukaryota; Viridiplantae; Streptophyta; Magnoliopsida; Rosales; Rhamnaceae
Product: aspartyl protease APCB1
Exons: 9
Coding region: 198-1901 (567 amino acids)
Biological process (GO): proteolysis
Molecular function (GO): aspartic-type endopeptidase activity
Source: RefSeq, a predicted model, not a curated record
AUAAACAAUGUUGGUUUGUUUUGACUAAAACAGCGUACAGCGACCCAGAGGUACGGAGUCCACCAUGUCUAGAUGAGAAAAAUAUUAGUAACUCCCAGUUUCAUCUCUCCUUCCUCUGAAACUCUCUGUUUCUCUCCCAGAUUGGCUUCUUUUUUUUUUUCACUUUUUGUGGAUCUUGAGCUUUCUGGGAGAGAUUAAUGGAGUCUGAUGACUCACCACAGCUUAAAGGAUUUGUCAUAAUUACUCUUCCACCACCAGACAACCCCUCUUUGGGCAAAACCAUCACUGCUUUCACCAUCUCUGACUCUCCUCCAGAACCCCACCAAAGCCCUCCUCAAGAACAAACCCACCAUAACCAUCAGAAUCAUGUUCCAUUGCAAUCCCCACCUAACCCACAGCUUCAAUUUCCAUUCACAAGGUUCAAACUUUUUCUGGGUAACCAAAGAAAGCUUUUUCUCUUUCUGGGUAUUUCACUUUUUGCUCUUGCUUUUUGUACUUUUGUGUUUCCAAAGGCUGUGGAAGAGUUUGAGAGGUCCAAUGAUGAUGAAGGAAUCAAAUCCUUUGUGUUGCCUUUGUUUCCCAAAUUGGGUAUUCGUGGUCAAAACGAUGCGGAGCUUAAACUUGGUAGGUUUGUGGAUUUUGAUAAGGAAAAUCUUGCGGCUCCGAUUGGUGAUGUGAUCAGAAACCAGAAGAUCAACAAAUUGGUCUCUUCAAUGAACAGCGUUGACUCGUCAACCAUUUUGCCUGUGAGGGGAAAUGUUUAUCCAGAUGGUUUGUAUUAUACUUACAUUCUUGUCGGGAAUCCUCGAAGACCAUAUUAUCUAGACAUGGAUACUGGGAGUGACUUAGCAUGGAUCCAGUGUGAUGCUCCAUGUACCAGUUGUGCCAAGGGAGCGAAUCCUUUAUACAAGCCAACAAGAGGAAAUAUAUUGCCUUCUAAAGACUCAUUAUGCACGGAGAUCCAGAGAAAUCAGAAGGCUGGAAAUUGUGAGACAUGUCAGUGUGACUAUGAGAUUCAAUAUGCAGACCAUAGCUCCUCCAUCGGGGUUCUUGCUAAAGAUGAACUUCAUUUAAAGAAUGCAAAUGGAUCGUUAACCAAUAUGGAUAUCGUUUUUGGGUGUGCAUAUGAUCAGCAAGGCAUACUUUUGAAUACUCUCUCAAAGACAGAUGGAAUCCUUGGUUUAAGCAGAGCUAAAGUUAGCUUACCUUCACAGUUGGCAAGCAAGGGGAUCAUUAACAACGUUAUAGGUCAUUGCCUUACUGCCGAUGCAGAUGGUGGUGGAUAUAUGUUCUUAGGUGAUGAUUAUGUACCUCAAAAAGGCAUGUCAUGGGCUCCAAUGCUUAAUAUCCCUUCCAAAGAUUUUUAUCAUACUGAGAUAGUAAGGAUUAGUUAUGGAAGCAGUCCACUCAAUCUAGGAGCAUGGGGCAGUGGAGUGAGGCGGAUUGUAUUUGACAGUGGUAGUUCUUAUACAUACUUCACAAAGGAAGCAUACUCCGACCUGGUUGAAUCUCUUAAAGAAGUUUCUGGGCCUGUGUUAGUCCAAGAUGUAUCAGAUCCAACAUUGCCCAUUUGUUGGCGAGCUAGAGUGCCACUCAGAUCUGUUACUGAGGUUAAACAAUUGUUCAAGACUCUUACUCUUCAGUUUGCGAGCAAAUGGUGGACUGUUUCCCCAAAGAUUAGAAUUCCGCCAGAGGGCUACUUGAUCAUCAGUAGCAAAGGCAAUGUGUGCUUGGGUAUCCUAGAUGGAAGCAAAGUUCAUGAUGGAUCCACAAUCAUACUAGGAGACAUUUCACUGCGUGGGCAUAUGGUGGUAUAUGAUAAUGUGAACCAGAAGAUUGGAUGGGCCAAGUCAGAUUGUGUGAACCCAAUAAGAUUUAAAAGCCCUCCAUCCUUUCAGUGAUGGAUGGGUAUUUCGGUUUGACAUCAAAUCCCAUAUAGACGUAAAUGUUACUUCUCUGUGUAUAACCACUCUUACUUUUGAGCUUCUCUGGGUCUCUGAAACUCCAUGCUAUUUUGUAGUGUGUAAAUAUUAUUAUAUAUAAAUAUAUAAUUGCAUCAGUAAAAGAAUAAAUGAAAAUUAGUUUUGUAUA